CAUUUGCCUAGUUCAUAUCCGAACCCUCAGCUCAUUUCUUAGCUGGCCCACGCCACACCAUCCUUUCUUUCUCUUUAGGGAGAGAGGGAUAUCCAGAAGUAAUAAGCUUCCUAGCUAUGGCAAAUAGUGAUGCGGCAUCAUCAUUAGGAGGUGAGUACCAGGUGUUUCUAAAUUUCAGAGGACCUGACACUCGUAAUGGAUUCACAGACUUUCUCUACCACGACUUAAUAGAUGUCGGAGUCCGUGUAUUCCGAGAUGACGAUGAACUCCGCGUCGGCCAAGAGAUUUAUGAGAACCUUCUAGGUGCUAUCAACAACUCCAUAAUCUAUAUACCUAUUUUUUCUCGCACUUAUGCUUUCAGUAAAUGGUGCCUUUGGGAGCUUGCACAGAUAGUGGAUAAAGUGUCUAAGUCCGAGGGCGAAAAAUGUAUCCUUCCCAUUUUUCUUGAUGUAGAACCUGAGGACGUCAAACUUAAGACUCCACAAUAUGAAGUUGCUUUACUGGAGCACGAGAAGCAGUUUCCUGAUGAAGUCAGGGUAUGGAGAGCGGCUCUUGCAGCAGUGGGUAAAAUCAAGGGAUUGAACGUGAAAUCAAGCCAAGCAGAGAUUGUCGAAUCGGUUGUUGAAAAGGUAUUGGAAAAGCUGGAGAUAAAACAAAAGUCAUUGACUGAACAUUUAGUUGGACUUGAUGACCGGGUAAAAGACUUGACUGAGUUUUUAGAUGUCAACCAUGGUGAUGUGCGGCUCCUUGGAAUUUACGGAAUGGGUGGCAUUGGUAAAACAACUUUUGCCAAGUUCAUCUUCAAUCAACUAUAUUGCCACUUUGGAAAGCAUUGUAGCUUCCUCGAGGACAUCCGAAAAAGCUCGUCAAGCGAUGAGGACACAGUCCAGUUGCAAAAGAAAUUAUUAUCUCAUAUAGUUGGUUCUGGAUCUGUUGAACAAUUCAUGGAUAUUGAACAAGGAAAGAAGAGGAUUGGGGAAACACUCAGCAAACAUAAGUUCCUUGUGGUUCUGGACGAUGUUGAUAAGAAAAAGCUCGUUAAGGAAUUACUAGGAAAUUCCAAAUUGCAUCGAGGAUCUAGGAUAAUCAUUACAACGAGAGACAUUGAUAUCCUGCAAGAUGAGGUAUUUGAUACUCAGCAAGAUGAUGAUAAGAAAGUGCUAGGAAAUUCUAAAUUAUAUCGAGAAUCUAGGAUAAUCUUUACAAUAAGAGACAAUGAUAUCCUGCAAGAUGAGGAAUUUGAUACUCUACAGGAUGAGGGAUUUGAUACUCUACAGGACGAGGGAUUUGAUACUCUACAAGAUCCCGAGGGAUCUGUUACUUUGCAAGAUGAGGGAUCUAAAGUUAAAAUAAAACGGUAUGAGAUGCAAAUGAUGGAUGAUGGUCUUGCACUUCGGCUUUUUUGUCGGCAUGCCUUUUACAAAGAUUGUCCUUCGGAUGAUUAUCGUGAGCUUUCCAUAGAAAUUGUUUCACUUUUGGGAGGACUUCCUUUGACUAUUGGAGUCGUAGGUUCCUUGCUUAAGGGGGAAGAAAAAGCAUUUUGGGAAGAGACAUCGGUCAGAUUAAGGAAAGUACCUGAGGAAAAGACUUUAGAGAAGUUGAGAAUUAGCUAUGAUAACUUAGACAAAUAUCAGCAACAAAUUUUUCUCGAUAUAGCAUGCUUCUUUUUCAAUGAGAAGAAGACCGAUGCAAUUUACAUAUGGGACGAUUGUCAAUAUUAUCCUAUAAGAGGAAUUAAAGUCCUUACUGAGAGGUGCUUGAUAAAAAUAUUGGACAACGAUAAUUUCUGGAUGCAUGAUCAACUAAUAGCACUCGGAAGGCAAAUUGUUCGUGAAGACGGUCAAGAUGACCUUGGAAAGAAUAGUAGAUUUUGGAUUGUAGAAGAGGCCCUUCAUAUCAUAGGAACCAUAAAGAGGAAGCGUGAGGUUCAAGGGCUUAAGCGUGUACCAUUUGAGAUUACAAAUGAAGAGUUUGAAAGGUUACAAAACCUUAAAUUGCUCAAGUUAUACAAGGGAACUUAUGCUGGGGACUUUGCAAAGUGCCGCUCAAAUUUGAUAUGGUUCUCUUGGCAUUCUCCUUGGGAUUUUACGGCGGACAAGUUGUAUUUGGAUCGUCUUGUUGUUUGUAAACUCAACGAUAUUGACUUCAAGGAUGAUUCAAAAGCAUGGGACUUGAUCAAGAGGUCACAGGAUUUGAAAGUUCUAUCUAUUACUCAAUGUUCUGGCAUAACAACGAUCCCAGACAUCUCUAAAUGCUCGGGUUUAGAGAGGUUGACUCUUGCACAGUGCUCUAGUCUAAAGAGAAUUGAAAGCUUCAUUGGAAAUCUACAGUCAUUGAUUGAGUUAAACAUCGAAAGGUGUUGUAAUUUUAUAUAUUUGCCUAAAGAAGUGGGGGCACUAGUAAAGCUUAAGCACUUCUCGUUGGAUGGAUGUACAAGUUUGAGAGAACUUCCAAGCUCACUCGGCAAUUUAGCCUCAUUGAUAGAGUUACGGUUAUCAGACACGAAUAUAAGGGAACUUAACUUCAUUGGAAAGUUAAAAUCAUCACAAAUCUUGUUGUGUCAGAAUGUUGGUUGGAAGGAUCAUGACUGGCAAUAUCCUAGUAACAUCAGCACAUUGGUAAAUAUUGAAAAGCUGUAUCUCACUAGGUGUAGUGAGAUAAGUGAAAUUCCUAUUGGAAUUGGAGAAUUGUCAUCUUUAAGAACCCUAGAAUUAAAUGAGACCUCUAUUUGUGGAAUUCCAAGGACAAUCAACAAGCUUCGUCAUCUCCAAGAACUCUAUUUACGGGAAUGUCAUGACAUUCAUGAGUUGCCGGAGCUUCCCACAAGUUUGACCUCUCUAUAUCUUCAUUCUAUAUCAUUGAUCUCAAUCCCCAAUUUGUCGAACCUUACUAAUUUGGUUGAACUAUACCUUAGUGAUGGCUCUUGUAUUACAGGAAAAUCAAACCUAAUCAUAGGAUGCAACUUAAGGGGGAUUGAGAGGUUAUCAAGACUGAAAAGGUUAGAGUUACAUCUGCUAAAUGUACCUGCACCUCCAAAGUUGGCUUCUCUUUCUCAUCUGGAAAAGCUUACUUUGUCUGCCUUAGACCUAAAAUCCCUCAUGCAGCGUCCAUCCUCCUACUGGAUAUUGAGAAAUUUGUUGGAAUUAGACAUUUUUUCGUGUGGAAUGGAAGACAUUCCACUCGAUGGACUUCCACUACUGCGGUGUUUUAAUGUUCGCAAUUGUAAACGGCUUCAGAGAUUAUUAAUUCCUUUGGAAUUAAUGAAGCUACAUCAAGUGGAUGUGUCGGGUUGUCCAGAGCUAGUUCAGAUACAAGUUAUGGGUCUUCUGAAAUCAUUGGAAAUCUUGAUAAUUGGUUAUUGCGAAUCUCUGACAAAUAUAGGUGGAUUAUUGUACUUGAAGAACCUGGAGACGUUGAAAAUAGAAUGGUGCAAUGUACUUGCAAAUGUGGAGGGCCUUAACGAGCUGGAGUCUCUGAAAUAUUUGGACGUCAAAGAGUGCCCGUCAUUGAAAAGGUUGAUUGAUGCAUCUCGUACAAAUAUACCAGAUGAUUGUCGCGUCCAAAUAGAGGGCUGUGGAGACUUGAUCAAGGAUUCUUUGUGGAUCGACACAUGUUCAACGUCUAUGAAGCGUUACAAAGAUGUAAUUCUUCUGGAUACAUCAAACAAGGUUGACAAUGACUCAAAGGGAGAUUUCGAAGGCGAGGUGAUGGAGACGUCAAGAGAGGAAUGGAUGGUGAAUAAUCAUGUGUACUCCGAUGAGGAAUGGGUUGAGUGGCUCGUUUCAGAUCCUGAUGAAGACCCAGAGUCUGCAUAUGUGGGUGAAAGCGAAAUUGAUAGCACCUCCUUCGUUGAUGAUUUCCAGUCAGAGUCGAGCAAUGCCAACAGUUUUGAGGCCACGGGAAAUAGGAGGCAAAUGAGGGACGCAAGGAUUGGGCACUAUGGCAGUGUCGAUGGAGGGAAACCGGUGUGUAUGGGAGAUAGGAAGAAGGACAAGGAUGAGAUUAGGGAAGUUGCCAACCAAAAUAAUGUUGUCCAGUCGAGUUGCCAAAGGUGCGAAGGAGUUGAACACUUUGAGAGAUCCUGCAAAGUUACAACUGAAGUUGAGGAUCAAAGAGACCUUUCUUCUGUUGACAAUGAGUCAGACGGGGAAUACGAAGGCGAGGUGAUGGAGAUGUCAAGAGAGGAAUGGAUGACGAAUUAUUGUCUGUACUCAGAUGAGGAAUGGGCUAAGUUGCGCGUUUCAGAUCCUGAUGAAGACUUAGAGUCAGCAUAUGUGGGUGAAAGCGAAGUUGAUGGCACCUGCUUCGUUGAUGAUUUCCAGUCAGAGUCGAGCAAUGCUGACAGUUUUGAGGCCACAGGAAAUAGGAGGCAAAUGAGGGACACAAGGAUGGGGCACUAUGGCAGUGUCGAUGGAGGGAAACCGGCGUGUAUGGGAGAUAGGAAGAAGGACAAUGAUGAGAUUAGGGAAGUGGCCAACCAAAAUAAUGUUGUCCAGUCGAGUUGCCAAAGGUGCGAAGGAGUUGAACACUUUGAGAGAUCCUGCAAAGUUACAACUGAAGUUGAGGAUCAAAGAGACCUUUCUUCUAUAAAACAUCCCUUCACAAUAAUAUUCGUCCUUGGAGUAAAGAAGAACAGUGAGGGGUAUGGGUUUGUUGGUGGAAUAGAGAGGGAAAACAAAAAUGUGACCCCAGGUUCAGUGACAUAUGAAGGAUUGAUUGCUGACGUCGAAGGUUUCAACUUUCGUUUGGAGAGAAUGUGGUAUAAGGCUCCUGGUCAAGACGGCGUGUUGCUUAUAGAGAUCAAGAGUGAUGAGCAAGUGAACGGAAUGGUGCCACUAGCAUCUAAAAGAGGAUUCGUUCAUUUGUACGUCGAGGGAGCGUUUGAUAGUGAGCCGAGCAAUGCUGAAUGUUCCGAGGCCACGGCAAAUAGGAGGCAAACGAGGGACGAAAGAACUGGGCAUGAUGGCAUUGUCAAUGGAGGGAAAAUGGCGAGUAUGGAAAAUAGGAACAAGGACAAGGAUAUGAUUGGGGAACCUGCCAACAAAAAUGACAUUCUCCGGUCAAGAUGCCAAAGGGGCAAUGGAGUCGAACAUUAUGAGAGAUCCUGCAAAGCUACAACUCAAGUUGAAGAUCAAAGAGGCCUUUAUUCUACUGAAGGUGGGGAAAGGGCCACAGCUUGGAGGACCGGCAUUGCAUGUUGCAAAAAGGAAAAGGAUGGGGCUGAGUUCGACAUUUCAGGUUCCAAUGAAGUGCGAGACUCUGCGUCUAUGGGUGAAAGCGAAACUGAUGGCACCUCCUCCAUUGAUGAUUUCCAUUCAGAGCCAGGCAAUAUUGAAUGUUUUGAGGCCACGGGAAAUAGGAGGCAAAUGAGAGACGAAAGGAUUGGGCGCUAUGACAGUGUCGAUGGGGGGAAAACGGUGAGUAUGGAAAAUAGGAAGAAGGACAAGGAUGAGAUUGGGGAACCUGCCAACCCAAGUGAUGUUGUCGGGUCAAGUGGCCAAACAUGCAAAGGAGUUGAACACUAUGAGAGAUCCUGCAAAGCUACAACUGAAGUUGAGGAUCAAAGAGACUUCUCUUCUGUGAAGAGGGAUAAGACUGUGGAGACUGAUCAAGUACUUGCAAAAACAGGCAGAGGAAGUGCGACAGGAUGUGCUUCAAAACCAGGAAGGGACCCUACAGAAAGAGGCAGAGGAAAGGAUAUAGCUAAAAGUUCAAGAAACGGCAAAGGUUUGAGGUUGGGUAGAGAUGUAACUUCUACUUUAGGGAAGGGCACGACAUCAAACUCAGGGAGGGAUAUAGCUUCAGGUUCACGAAGCAGUGCCACUUCAAGUUCAAGAAGGGCCAGAGGUUCAACUUCUGGAAAGGGCACAACUUUGAGUUCAGGAAGGGGCAUGACCUUGAGUUUAGGAACGGGUGGGGGUUCAAGUUCAAGAAUGGACACAACUAAAAUGGGCAUAGCUUCAAGUUUAGGAAGGGGCACAACUUCGAGUUCACGAAGCAGCAGGACUUUGAGCACUGAAAGGGGCAGAGAUUCAACUUCAGGAAAGGGCACAACUGUGAGUUCAGGAAGGGGCAUGACCUUGAGUUUAGGAACGGGUAGGGGUUCAAGUUCAAGAAUGGACACAACUAAAAUGGGCAUAGCUUCAAGUUUAGGAGGGGGCAUAACUUCAAGUUCACAAAGCAGCGGGACUUUGAGCACCGAAAGGGGCAGAGAUUCAACUUCAGGACAGGGCACAACUGUGAGUUCAGGAAGGGGCAUGACUUUGAGUUUAGGAACGGGUAGGGGUUCAGGUUCAAGAAUGGACACAACUAAAAUGGGCACAGCUUCAAGUCCAGGAAGGGGCAUAACUUCAAGUUCACGAAUCAGAGUGACUUUGAGUAUGGGAAGGGGCAGAGGUUCAACUUCAGGAAAGGGCACGACUGUGAGUUCAGGAAGCGGCGAGACUCUGAGUUUAGGAACAGGUAGGGGUUCAAGCUCAAUAAUGGACACAAAUAAGAUGCGCACAGCUUCAAGUCCAGGAAGGGGCAUAAUUUCAAGUUCACGAAGUAGCGUGACUUCGAGUACAAGAAGGGGCAGAGGUUCAACUUCAGGAAAGGGCACAACUAUUAGUUCAGAAAGGGGCACAACUUUGAGUUUAGGAAGGGGCACGACUAAAUUGGGCACAAGUUUAAGAUUAGGCACGUACAAAAGUUCAAGUUCGGCCAAGGCUGAGCCUCAAACAUCAAGGUCACGGGAAGAACAAUAAGGCAAGCAUGAACAAGCACAGAAGCAAGCGGAAGAUCUAAGAUUGAUGAUUGCGGGUUUUUCAAAAGGAUUGAUCCUAAGUCCUCGUUACAUGACAGAGAAGUGAUUUUUGGAUUGAUCAAUGAAAAGAAAUCAUUGGAAAGUAUGGAAGCCAGUUGAAAGUAUCCGAGGAGAAAGUCCACAUUCUCAAAAUGCAGCUAGAAAGGAGUAAGUGACAGAACAACUAGAUACAAGUGGAAGUGUCUCGACUAGAAGCAAAGGAAAAGAUCUAUUUGAAAGGCAUAGUUGUAUUAGAAGGAUUGAUGUGCACAAAUGCUGAUGUUGAAGUUGGACAGAAAAACACAACUUACGUUGCCUUGGAUUGGCAACAAUGUUGGAUUGGUCGUGAUGGUUGUCUAUCUCUUUUGCUUCUGGGUAGCGUAAUUAGGGGUAGAUGCUAGGCAAGACCAAUGUUAUCAUGCAAAAAAAAGUGAAACUGUAUCCAACUGUGUU
Messenger RNA from Syzygium oleosum, 7237 nucleotides. RefSeq lists its product as uncharacterized. Gene Ontology annotation, biological process: defense response; signal transduction. Gene Ontology annotation, molecular function: zinc ion binding; nucleic acid binding; protein binding. Lineage: Eukaryota; Viridiplantae; Streptophyta; Magnoliopsida; Myrtales; Myrtaceae. The transcript has 12 exons. Bases 117 to 6746 code for a protein of 2209 amino acids. The record is from RefSeq and is a predicted model, not a curated record.